Bacidia gigantensis is the source of this 4242-nucleotide messenger RNA. RefSeq lists its product as uncharacterized. Gene Ontology annotation, biological process: protein import into peroxisome matrix. The record is from RefSeq and is a predicted model, not a curated record. Gene Ontology annotation, cellular component: cytosol; peroxisomal membrane. The transcript has 3 exons. The coding region runs from base 1 to 4242 and encodes 1413 amino acids. NCBI's taxonomy places the organism in Eukaryota, Fungi, Ascomycota, Lecanoromycetes, Lecanorales, Ramalinaceae. Gene Ontology annotation, molecular function: ATP binding; ATP hydrolysis activity.
AUGCAGUUCCCUCCACAACUACCAGAGCAUCGGAAAAGAAAGCGGCGGCGACGCCCCAACCGCGAACCCCUCUCCGCCUGGCUGCAACCAAGCGAAAACAUCAAAGGCAAUGAGGCAUUGAUAUCUCGGAGCUUGUUCUCUGAGCUGUUUGGUCACGAUGCAUAUCAGAAAGAUGAGGGGGAGCACGUUCAACGACACUGCAUUGCUGUGACACCUUGGUCGCCUCAGCCAUCUCGGCAGCUGCAAAAUCAUCACUGGACGAUAUUGCCCAUUCGAGUAGGCUUGAGCAAAGAGGAGGAGCCGUCAGAAGCAAUCCAAAGCGUGAUCAGAUGUCCGCCAGCAUUUGCGGGCCUAGAUUCUCUGCUGAGACAGCUCCAAAGCAACCCCUACGAUGCACACGGCAACGGAGAUCGACUGGGCCACCGACUCAACGUCCUUGAAGUGGAGCCUUUAUCGUUGAGCUCCAUAUACAUCUCGGUGGAUGGGGAUGCCUUGAGGAAGCAUGAGGAAGUACAGAAUACGUUUGGUGGUGGGUUCUUGAGCGACGUCACAAAGGGGCAUGUGGGAACAGGGAAGAAGCUUGCUAAAGUGGGGACCAAGUCUCGGCAAGAUGGUGUAGAUCAUAGUGUUGUCAAGGAUGCUAUAGAGGAGGAUCUGAUAGUGGCCGUUCGACAGGCGCUUGAUGAUAUAAUUAUAGCUAGACAAGGCGACGAUUUGCGUUUGCCACUACCAACGCAUCCCAUUACGCAUGUCCCUUUCCCGCCAGCGCAGAUCGUACUCUGUGAGCCUGUCAGUCAAGGCAUCCCGACGCCCCUCACCAAGAUCGUGUUAAAUCGCACACCCUUAGCGAGCAAGCCGGAGCCGUCUUCAUCACAAGGGCCCCUGCCAGUCCUCUCUUCAAGUAAGAGUCUGACUGACUUUGACAUCACAGACGCAGACGGGAAUUCAAGUGAAGACUUCCACUCGGCUACUGAGGAUGGCGAUAAUUCUGACGAUGAGAACCAGAAGUCUGACCCUGAGCCCGAUGAAGCAGAUGUGGACUCUGCAGAUUCUUCGGAUGAUUCCUCUGAUGACAUGAUAACAAUGAAUACUCCGUCAUUGGCUAUACGACCAUCAAUGAUGUCUUCGAGGACUACUGUCACACCACGCGGAUAUGCUUCUAGAACGAACGGUGUCAGCACGCCGGGAUCAAUUUUCUCCAAUAUGACAAGUAUGACAGCGAGGCAGAAUCAGCUUUCCCGAGGCAAAGUCUUCAAAGUACAGGGUCUUUCGCAGCGGGUGCCCCACGAGCUACUCCAUCCGACCCCGAGUAUUGACAACGAUGAAGAAUGCCGAGUCUUCGUCGAUAUCAAGCUGCUUGUGAGACUUGGCUGCUUUUCCGGUGACUGGGUGAAACUAGAACCAAUCCGCAACGAGGAUCAAAUGACAAAACAUUUGAUGAGUAUUUCUUCUCUGCAAGUCACGGAGGAUUACAAGCCUGCCAAAAUAUUUGGCUUGACGGAUUUGUAUUCGCCAGCUAUUCGACGCAGCGAAGAUGGAAUGCCUCGUACGCGCAGGUCCAGCGUGCAAACUUCGACAGGCUUCACGUCUGGAGCUCUGACGGCAUGGGUUCCUCCAAUCCUCUUCACCAAUCUACAACAUCCGCAGUCCAUCAGGAUCAGCCCGCUAUUCAUCGCCACCCCUCAUAGACCCUCGUCAAGACCGAAAUCUAGUAACAGGAAGCUCGAUUCUACUGCUGCGCCCCCGACCGCCAAUGAAAUGAGCUUGCUCAAAAUCUCUACACCCUUAUCCACGGAUCCCUCGCCAUCCCUGCAGAACGCCCUCUUCGUAGCACUGAAGCAAUACUUCGAACUGCAGUGUCGUAUCGUUCAUCAAGGAGAUCUCAUUGCCGUACCACUCGACGCAUUUGUGAGUCGUCUUUUUGCUCGACCUGGUCAGGCGUCGGAUACUGGGUUGGAGAUGGAGGAGCUUCUUGGAGGACACGAGGCGGCCAAAGCACUCAAGUCAGCUUCGGACAUUGCUUGGUUUAAAGUAGGCCCUUUGAGCGGUCCUGAACCGCUAGAAGCCAGUGAUAUGGCGUCUAACGUGUGGAAUGGAGCCUUUUGCAUUGUACCCAACAGUACGCGAACGAGUACAGCUGGUAGCGAGCAAUGCAAGCUUCCUUCGAGUUUGGCCCAAUCCUACUGGGGGAUUUUGCAGUCGCCCAGAACAACCCUGGCCUCUCUAUCAACAACGUACUCUUCUAAUGUCCAAAGGCGCCUCCGUGAGCUAUUCGCGGCGGCGACGAAUCCUCGCGCUCUCCAUAUGAAAAUGGCCCCCAUCAUCAUACUACUUCAUUCUAAUCAGCGAAACAUCGGAAAAUCCACACUCGCCAAGCGUGCUGCUUCUGAUAUCGGCCUGCACACAUUCAGCAUCGAUGCGUACGACCUGCUCGCAGAGGGUACUGGUGGCGGCGAUGUCAAGGCAGAGACAUCAUUCCAGCUGCGUUGCGAGCGUGCUCUCGCUUGUGGUGCGGCUUACACAACGAUACUACUUCGCCAUGUUGAGGCACUCACAGCUGAUCGAAUGACUAAAGCCAUCAAGGACGUAAUUAAGGAUGCCAGAGUCUUUAUUGCGACGAGUACUGAGCUUGAUAAACUUCCACAAGAACUACGCGGCCUCUUCAGCCAUGAGAUCGAAGUCUCUGCGCCAGACGAGGGAGAAAGAGAAGGAUUGCUGCAGAACAUUUUGCAAGAGCGAGGAUUGAGACUUGCCAGUGACGUGGAUCUUGCAGCCAUUGCUGUCAAGACUGCUGCCCUGGUCGCAGGAAAUCUUGCGGAUGUUGCUGAUCGGGCGCAGGCUGCAAGGCAAGACAGGUUAGAAAAACUUGUGACGGAGUCCUCUCAAGGGAACGAUUUGCCUCUGAUUCGUGAUGCAAUCGUUGCUGGAGGCGAUGCUGGGUUUCUCACCAAAGCUGAUUUUGAAGUUGCAGUCGAAGCUGCGCGCAAAAACUUUGCUGACGCUAUUGGUGCACCAAAGAUACCUAACGUGACAUGGGAUGAUGUUGGUGGAUUGGAGCAGGUCAAGGAUGCGGUCCUCGAAACGAUACAAUUGCCUCUGGAAAGACCAGAGCUCUUCUCGAAGGGAAUGAAGAAACGCAGUGGUAUCCUGUUUUAUGGACCACCUGGCACAGGCAAGACGCUACUUGCCAAAGCCAUAGCCACCGAGUUCUCUCUCAACUUCUUCUCCAUAAAGGGCCCAGAGCUACUUAAUAUGUACAUUGGAGAAUCUGAAGCCAACGUAAGGCGCGUAUUCCAGAGAGCAAGAGACGCAAGACCUUGUGUUGUUUUCUUCGAUGAGCUUGACUCUGUGGCGCCUAAACGUGGUAAUCAAGGAGAUAGUGGUGGCGUCAUGGAUCGCAUAGUUAGCCAGCUUUUGGCUGAGCUUGAUGGCAUGAGUGACGGAGAAGAGAAUGGUAGUGGAGUCUUCGUGAUUGGCGCAACAAAUAGACCAGAUCUGCUGGAUCAAGCAUUGCUGCGACCAGGCAGAUUCGACAAGAUGCUCUACCUGGGAGUCUCGGACACUCACGACAGGCAACUCACAAUACUGGAAGCCCUGACGCGAAAGUUUGCUAUGCACCCUGAAAUGUCCCUUCGACGCGUAUCGGAGUCUCUGCCCUUCACCUAUACGGGAGCUGACCUGUACGCUCUAUGCUCAGAUGCCAUGCUCAAAGCUAUAACGCGGCAAGCGUCAGCUGUUGAUGCCAAGAUCAAGGCUUUGCCAGGUGGCCCCGUGACUACGGCAUAUUUCUUUGACCAUCUGGCCACGAAAGAGGACAUCAGUGUCAUGGUCACGGAGGAUGACUUUGCUAAUGCGCAGAAUGAGCUUGUGCCAUCAGUGAGUGUAAAGGAACUUGAGCACUAUCAGCGGGUUCGCCAAAAUUUCGAGGGUCCGUCCAAACCCAGAUCUAUGGCCGUUGUUUCAACUGCAGCACCCAACGCCGUCGAUGGAAACCUGCGACCUCCUUCGCCUACCAAGCGAAAGGCUCCAAAACGGACCAAUACUGCGAUCAAUAUGAACGGCUCCGCCAGUGUUUCUAAAGGGAAAGGUAAAGGGAAGGCGACCAAAUGGGAUAGUGACGACGAUGACGACGACGCGUAUGUGACUAGCAACGACUACUCAACUCCCGAGCGUCGGAGAAGCAACACCAAUAAUACGAAUGGCUUCGGUAAUGGUGCCGACGAUGAUGAUUUGUAUGAAUAA